Leptosomus discolor (cuckoo roller) is the source of this 2127-nucleotide messenger RNA. NCBI's taxonomy places the organism in Eukaryota, Metazoa, Chordata, Aves, Leptosomiformes, Leptosomidae. The record is from RefSeq and is a predicted model, not a curated record.
AAAGUCUCCAGUGCAAGUCCAACUGUUGCAGCGAAUCAAAAUAAAGAGGAAAAGAAAAAAGAAAAUGAAGCUGUGAACCGACAUCAAAAUGAUCUACAGUGUGAGCCAAGCUUCAUAGAAGACAGACUGAAGCUUUAUGAAGUGCUGAAAAAAGAACAUGAUGCUUUGCUAGCUUACAGAGUGGCCAACCAGAGCAAACCUAUCAAAAUUACUCUGACAGAUGGAAAGAUGGCUGAAGGGGAAUCUUGGAAAACCACGCCGUAUCAAUUAGCUGUAGGAAUUAGUCAAGCAUUGGCUUCAAAUGCAGUUAUAGCCAAAGUGAAUGGUGAAUUGUGGGACCUGGAUCGUCCACUGGAGGGAGAUUGUACUCUGGAGCUGCUUACGUUUGAUAAUGAAGAAGCAAAAGCUGUUUAUUGGCAUUCAAGUGCUCAUAUUCUUGGAGAGGCCAUGGAAGGCUAUUUUGGGGGCUGCUUAUGCUAUGGACCACCAAUUGAGAAUGGAUUUUAUUAUGACAUGUAUAUGGAAGACAGAGGUGUAUCUAGUACUGAAUUCCCACUACUAGAGAACCGCUGUAAAAAUAUCAUAAAAGAGAAGCAGACUUUUGAAAGGCUGGAAGUCAAAAAGGAGAUCCUGUUAGACAUGUUUAAGUAUAACAAGUUUAAGUGUCGUAUCCUUAAUGAGAAGGUGAACACACCAACUACCACAAUAUACAGGUGUGGUCCGCUGAUUGAUCUCUGCAGGGGUCCACAUGUGAGACACACUGGAAAAAUUAAGGCCCUUAAAAUAUUUAAGAAUUCCUCUACAUAUUGGGAAGGGAAAUCUGACAUGGAAACUCUGCAGAGAAUAUAUGGAAUAUCCUUUCCUGAUAACAAAAUGAUGAAGGAAUGGGAAAAAUUCCAGGAAGAAGCCAGAAACCGUGACCACAGGAAAAUUGGAAAGGAGCAAGAACUCUUCUUCUUUCACGAUUUGAGCCCUGGAAGCUGCUUUUUCCUCCCUAGAGGUGCCUUUCUUUAUAACACACUGGUGGAUUUCAUACGAGAGGAGUAUCACAGGCGUAACUUUACUGAAGUCGUAUCUCCAAACAUCUUCAACAGUAAACUCUGGGAAGCUUCAGGACACUGGCAGCACUACAGUGAAAAUAUGUUCUCUUUUGAGAUAGAGAAGGAAACUUUUGCCCUUAAACCGAUGAAUUGUCCAGGACAUUGCUUGAUGUUUGCCCAUCGUCCACGAUCCUGGAGGGAAAUGCCUCUUAGACUUGCAGAUUUUGGCGUUCUUCACCGGAAUGAACUCUCUGGGACUUUAAGUGGCUUGACUCGUGUAAGGCGCUUCCAACAAGACGAUGCUCACAUCUUUUGCACAAUAGAACAGAUCGAAGAAGAAAUUAAGGGCUGUCUUGAUUUCUUGAAGUCAGUGUAUGCUGUCUUUGGUUUUACUUUUCAACUACAUCUUUCUACAAGACCAGAAAAUUAUCUAGGAGAGUUAGAGGUCUGGGAUCAUGCAGAAAAGCAACUUCAAAACAGCUUAAAUAACUUUGGAGAGCAAUGGAAUUUGAAUCCAGGAGAUGGAGCUUUUUAUGGUCCUAAGAUUGAUAUUAAAAUCAAAGAUGCUAUUGGCAGGUACCAUCAAUGUGCUACUAUCCAACUUGACUUCCAACUACCCAUUCGAUUUAAUCUUACUUAUGUUGGUAAGGAUGGUGAUGAUAAAAAAAGGCCAGUGAUUAUUCACAGAGCUAUCUUGGGAUCUGUGGAGAGAAUGAUAGCCAUUCUCGCAGAAAAUUAUGGAGGAAAAUGGCCGUUCUGGCUGUCUCCACGGCAGGUCAUGGUUGUGCCUGUGGGACCUACUUCUGAAGAGUAUGCCCGGCAGAUUUGCAGGGAAUUUUUUGAAGCAGGAUUUAUGUCAGACGUGGAUCUAGAUCAAAGUUGCACGUUAAACAAGAAAAUUAGAAAUGCACAGCUGGCCCAGUAUAACUUUAUCUUAGUGGUUGGAGAAAAGGAGAAAGCAAAUAAUGCUGUCAAUGUGCGAACAAGAGACAACAAAGUUCAUGGAGAGAUUUCAGUAUCUUCUGCCAUUGAAAAACUCAAGAAAUUUAAGAGUUCACAUAUUCCAAAUGCAGAAGAAGAAUUCUGA